Molecule: messenger RNA, 404 nt
Organism: Paramecium sonneborni
Lineage: Eukaryota; Ciliophora; Oligohymenophorea; Peniculida; Parameciidae
Source: the annotation of a GenBank genome assembly
AUGAACUUUAAGAAUUUAUUGGAGCGCAUAAUUAUUAGGUGCUUGAAGAGCAUUUUAAAUUUAGGAAUAGUAAUAUCUCCAAAUAUAUAAAGUACAAAUAUUGAAUGGAUGCUAGCAGCUUUAUGCGGAGAAGUAUUAUUUUAACAUUAUUAAUUUUAAAGGUUAGGAACAUUUAUAUUUGCUCUUUUUAUUCAUAUAUAAGUUCAUAAAUAAAUAAGAUAAUCAUUAUGAUAUUUCUGAAUUGCUUGGAUUACCUUAGGAUUCUUUGUAUCUAGAUAAUUAUCUUCUCAUAUGGAAGGUAUUUGGAGCAUUAUGGCAUCCAUAUUUUAUAACAUAAUCUAUCAAUCUUUAAUAAAUAAAUGAUUAUCUAUAUUCAUAAUAUUUAUAAUAAUGAGAAAAGUUGA